AUGGCGAAGGAGCCUGAGGGCAACUGGGGUUCCAGGCUGCUCACCGGGUUCCUCACCGCCAGCCCCAUAACGCUCAUCAGCCUGGCAUCCUGCAUCUCCUAUGCGCACCUUCUGGAGCCCAUUGGCUUUCACCGGUCACCCCAGUGUCCGUCCGUGGCCGUCCUGUGCUCAGCCAGCAUCUUCUCGGCGGGCUUCUCAAAUCUGGUCCACAACCUCAUGUCACACUGCCCAUUCCUGAUCACCUGCCCAGACAUUACCUUCACGCUCUUUCUUCAGGCAGGGCAGCGGUCGAUCUCACACCGUCACAACGUAAAUGAGGCAACGGCCUUUGUGGGGCUUCACGUGGACGCCCUCGUGUUGGGCCUUCUUUUCUUCGUACUGGGAAAGCUCCGGGUCAUGGCGGCGCUUCGCUACCUUCCCUAUCCGGUCGUGGCGGGCUUUCUGGCGAUGAUUGGCGCGGCCGUGAUCAAGGGGGCCUUCAAGAUCCUUCUGGCGGAUCCGAAAAACGAAUCCUGCCACCUCGCCACGGUCAUCGCCAUCCUCUUCGCAAGCAGCGUGCUGGGCCUGAAGCAGUAUGGGGUGAGGACCAGCGUCAGCGCACCACUCCUCAUCAUCCUGCUACUGGCCACCUUCUACACCUGGGCUGGCGUUGCUGGCCACUCCCUCCCAGACCUGGCCGAGCAGGGCUGGCUCUCGCCUUCCAGCGCCAACUCCCAGUCGCCCAUCGGCAUCUUCUUCACAGACUGGUUUGAAGUUGACUACAUGGCCACGCUUCCUGGCUUCGAGUCUUUGCUGCUGCUUCUGGUAGCCACGAUCAUGCGUGCUCUAACAGUGAUUGCCAUCGAGUCUGCUCUGGCAGACGAGCCCUACAGCGUGGACGCAGAAAUGUCCUGGCUCGGCCUCGCCACGGGCAUCGGGGGCGUGCUCGGCGGGGUUCCCAUGAACGCGACCUCGGCCAUGACGGACCUGAACAAGGAGGGCGUGAAGGGGGACAGCCUAACUGCGCGUUUGACCGCGAUCAUCAUCACGGCACUCCACCUGCUCAUGUGGGGCUCAGGCUUUCCCCUCGUGGACUACCUCCCCCGAUUCCUGCUGGGGGGGCUUCUGAUGCAGAUGGGGGGUGGCAUGCUGCUGGACUGGGCCGUUUUGGUACUCCAGCGGCUGCAGUGGACGGGUGCCGUUGUGGUUUGGGCCAUGGUGGGCAUCAGCGUCUUCACUGACAUGACCCAUGGCAUUGUGGUUGGGCUUGUGCUGGCCCUUGGCUUUGUCAGCGUCCGCUUCACGAAGUUGGAGGUGCUGAAGUAUCAUGUCACGGGCAUCCACUUCAGAUCUGGGACAUUGUACUCCGAUGCACAGCGAAGUAUUCUGAAGAAGUACGGGGAUCAGACCCAGGUGGUCGGGCUCACAGGUUUUGUUUUCGAGGGCGUGGCCAUCGCCUUCGCGACGUAUCUCAAAGAAGUUGUGCACAGCACGAGGGAGCUCAAGACCUUGGUGAUUGACUGCGCGGCCUGCCAGGGCAUGAACGACUCCGCCUGCUCACACUUCCUGAAAGUCGCGCAGAUGUGCGCGUCGAAAGAUGUUAGCCUGGUGUUCUGCAGCCUGAGCCCCUACGAUGAGAUGCUGCUGACGAGCUGGAAUCUCGAACCCUAUGGUUGCCAGAUCAUGCCCUCCGUGUCGGAGGCCUUGGACAAUGCCGAGCAAGAAACUCUGCGGCACUGGUUGCAGCCAGUGACGCCCACUCUUCGAAGCAGCGGGCAUGAGCCCAAAGUCACCGCAUUGGAGAAAUGGCUGGGCAAAGGGGUGGCCAAGGAGCUGCUCGGGAUUGGAGAAUUCUACGUCUUCGACACCGGCGAGGUGAUAAGUGGUCAGGAUGAGAUUGUCGAUGCCAUUAUGAUUGCUGUGCCAGGGUUCUCCGACGUGCAGAUAGAGGUCCAGACAGGGACCCAGAACAAACCCGCGCGGCUUCUGCGGACGUCCCACGGAGCAGUUUGUCCUGCAGAGGCCCUCAUCGGCAGCCACUGCCGCGGUCGAUGGGUAGCCCUCGACGAGUCGGUGGUUUUCAUGAUCAGACCCGUGCAGGCUCUGAAGAGCACUUCGAAGCGGCACGCGUUCGCCACACUGUCUUCCAUUGCGCUGCACCAGCAGAUGAUGCAGACGGACCAGCUCUCGGCCAUGUACACCCUCAGCAAGGGGGGCGGCUGGCGAGGCGUCACCUUCGACGCCAGCACCAACAACCGGCCCUGCAAGGCCCUCGAGGGAUUCGGCCCGCGCCUUCGGAGCAGCCACGCCAGGCGCAAGGAGUUCGCGCGGGUGGGCAGCCGGAACAUGACGGGCUCGGUGGACGUGGGGAAGCUGAGCUCCCCGAAGACGCAGAGGCCGAGGGCACCAACCAACGCCACCAGCGUGGACGAGGAGAUCCCGGUGGCUGCGGUCUUGGACUUCCAGCGCUUCGUGUCCUCCUCCGGGCGCCCGAGCCUGGGCUCCGUGGAUGCCGACGAGGCCAUCGAGACGAGCCUCUCCGACAACGUGGUCUUCAACCGCUACUCCGUGGGCUCCAACUUGCACCAGCUGAAGGGCAUCACCGCCUUGGCGGAGCUCGAGUUUGAGGAGGAGGAGCCGGACCAGCCCUGA
Molecule: messenger RNA, 2631 nt
Organism: Symbiodinium natans
Lineage: Eukaryota; Dinophyceae; Suessiales; Symbiodiniaceae
Source: the annotation of a GenBank genome assembly